UAUUCGUGUGUUGUGUGAGCGCCUGUCAAAAUAUUGACGUAAUAUUUUUUGGUUUCUCAUAUUUUCAUAAUUUUCACCUAAAAAACUCCCCAGAAUUACAAAAAAUCAUGCAGUUAUCGAAAAUUUGAUAUUUCGUUCAUCAUUAUUAAGAAAAAUUUUCCAAAACAAACAACCGUACAUAUACGAAAAAUCUAUUUCAACAAAUCACUUCAAGUUCAAUCUCGAUCCGAAUGACUGCGAAGAGCCAUGAAGAAGUUUCACAAUAAACCAAGAAAAGUGCAAAGUGUUGUAUGUGCCGUGCAAUGAAAUAAAAAACUAAUCGAAAACCACAACAUCGUUUAUAAAAUUAAUUCAAUAUUUCUGCAUACAUUAUCAAGUUUGUUCUCCAACGUACCACACAGAAUCAGUUGUUAAUAUAAAAACAUCUUAGUCAACGGAAGGUAAAAAACCAAAGCUCUGUAAGACGGUUUAGCUAUUUAAAACCAUGUGCGAUCCACACGAACAGGGUCAAAAGUGGAAAUGCGAAUACUGCACCUACGAAAAUUUCCCUUCAGCUAUUAAAUGUACUAUGUGCAAGGGUUUGAAACCUCUGCUCAAUGAGGAUAUAUUUCGACUUAGCCCUCCUCAAUCGACUGCAACAAAUGUAGCCUCAUCAUUGGUCGAAGCAUCCAGUUUGAGUUUAUCUCAGAGUAAUCUAAGUGCUUGCGGACUUCCUUUGCAGGAAUCAUCAAAAUCAAAAUGGUCCUGCAGAACAUGUACGUACUUCAAUUGGCCACGCAGUUUGCGUUGUGUCCAAUGCUAUACAAAACGUUCAAAUUCCAACGAAGAUAUGUACUUCAAUGAUGCCGGCAAGAGCAGUAGUAAUCGUCACACUCAUGCCUCUCCUUUACGAAGUCCCAAAGCGAGUCCACCUCCACCCAUAGAGACAGCACCUGCUCCCACCAGUACCAGCAUUAAUGAUGAUCUAAAUUUUUUGAAUAACAUCUCUGGCUCCGAUCCGGAUCUAAUGGCCAGCAGUAAUAACUUAGCUUCGAGCAAAAUCAGUCCAAUAGGUUCAAUAACGAAUUUAGCUAGUUCGAGAAAUUCGCUUACAAAUUCGCAAACUGCCGCAGGAGCGGUAGCAACUCGUGUUAGCCCUGUUGAGGCAACAACUCCACAACACCACACACAACAGCGUUGCCUCGUAGCUAAGUGGGCUUGCAAUGUAUGUACUUACGAAAAUUGGCCGAAGAGUCUCAAAUGUUCUAUGUGCGGCCGUGCCAAAGACGCUCUGAUCUGUGGCAAUGAAGGUUUGUCAUGUAGUAAUAAGGCUUUGGCCGAUAAAGAUGAAGGUUUCGGUGCGUCUAAUAAUACUUUGUCAAAUAACACUUUUAACAACAAGCACAGAUAUCAACUUGGUUCAUCAGAAACUAUAAAUAACUGUGAUACAAUACAGGAGAGGCAAGAAAGACGUCAGCGACAAAUAAGGCGACAAGUUGAUUGGCAAUGGCUUAAUGCAUGCUUGGGUGUUGUUGAAAAUAACCAUAGCGCUGUAGAAGCUUACUUGUCGUGCGGAGGUAACCCAGCUCGUUCCUUAACUAGCAGUGAAAUCGCAGCUUUAAAUAGAAACUCUGCUUUCGAUGUCGGCCACACACUUAUUCAUUUGGCGAUUCGUUUUCAUCGCGAAGAGAUGCUGCCAAUGCUUUUGGCCCAAAUAUCUGGUUCUGGUCCUGGAAUCAAAAGGGUUCCAUCGUAUGUUGCUCCAGAUUUGGCUGCCGACAUACGUCGUCACUUUGCAAACACUCUCCGAAUGCGAAAAUCUCUCUUCAAUUGUCAUUACGUCCAGGAGCAUGCAACUUUUGCCUUACCAGUAGAAAUCGAAGAACUCCCAAUACCAAUACAGGAGCAACUCUACGAUGAGCUCUUAGAUCGUGAUGCUCAAAAGCAGUUGGAAACUCCUCCGCCUGCUCUGAAUUGGUGCUUAGAAAUAACAGCUCGUCUUGGUUCGCGGCUAUUUGUUUUGUGGAAUCGCAGUGCAGGCGAUUGCCUUUUGGACUCUGCCAUGCAAUCGACCUGGGGUGUAUUUGAUCGAGACAAUACUCUAAGGCGGGCUUUGGCUGAUAGUCUCCAUCAAUGCGGGCCAGUAUUUUAUUCACGAUGGAGAGAAUACGAGAUGAUUCAGGCAGCAAUGAAUCAGUACACUCUUGAGGAGGCACAGUGGGAGGAGGAUUGGAGCACUUUGUUGUCACUUGCUAGUCAACCUGGCUCGUCAUUAGAACAGUUGCACAUUUUUACUUUAGCACACAUACUUCGUAGGCCGAUUAUCGUAUACGGCGUCAAGUAUGUAAAAAGUUUCCGUGGUGAAGACAUUGGGGUUGCUCGUUUUGAAGGUCUGUACUUGCCCCUGUUUUGGGAUCAAAACUUUUGCAUUAAGUCACCAAUUGCUCUGGGAUACACUCGAGGACACUUUAGUGCAUUGGUCCCAAUGGAGCCCUAUGCAAGAAUCGAUGCUCGUCGUGAUGAGCCUGGCGAUGUUACAUUUUUACCAUUAAUGGAUUGUGAGUCGAAGUUGUUACCUAUACAUUUCCUAACCCAAGCCGAGAUGGGACGAGAAGAAACAAUUAUGAGGCAAUGGCUGGAUGUUUGCGUCACUGAAGGAGGAUUGCUUGUAGCUCAACAAAAGUUACGAAAACGACCGUUGUUAGUAGCACAAAUGCUGGAGGAAUGGCUUAAUCACUAUAGGAGGAUAGCUAAUAAAGCAGACUAUCCGAAUUCUCCCAACUACAUGUUUAUUUCGUAGACAGGUGAUUGCCGCCCCCUUCGGAAGACGUCCACAGACCACAGGCUAUUCAAGUGAAGGAGACACAGAUGAAGAAUAAUAGUGAAUGCUUUAUUUAACACAUUUAAUUGUAAUCUUCGUUUAUAAGUCUUUGAAGUUUUAAGGAAUUUUUUUCAACCUUCGCCACCCAGAUUAGGUAUAUUACAAAAGAAUAUAUAAAAUUUAUUUUAUGUCUUAUUAAGAAAAACUAAAGAAUAAUAAAGUAAUACAAAAUUCUCUACCAAAUUAAAUUUACAACAAAUAAAAAUUAAAAAAAAAAUAUAUAUAAAUAGAAUCUAAAAAGUUUAAAAGUAAGAUGUUUUUCAAACAAUAAUAGAUUUAAUAAAAAAAUACAAUCUAUUAUCUAAAAAGAAGAAAUUUAAAGAAAAAAUUCAACGCGUAUUUUGGGUGCGUUAUUACUGUACAUUUUCGGGAAAAUUUAUUGCAAUAAGUUUUAAUCCUUUUUUUAUAUAUAACAGAAAUAAAAAAUAAUAAUAAUAAUGCAUAGAUAUAACGUUACUAAAUAUUUAAAUAUUAUACAAUUAUUAAUAUAUUCAUAUAAUUAAAUUGCCUACUAUAAUAGCUAUUAUUAAAAUUCAUUGCUUUCGGUAAUAAUAUUGUAGAAAUAAAACUUAUGAAAAGUGAAAUAUAAAAUAUAA
Messenger RNA from Eupeodes corollae, 3456 nucleotides. It is a transcript of the gene trbd, whose product is annotated as ubiquitin thioesterase trabid. Lineage: Eukaryota; Metazoa; Arthropoda; Insecta; Diptera; Syrphidae. Gene Ontology annotation, molecular function: cysteine-type deubiquitinase activity; K63-linked polyubiquitin modification-dependent protein binding. Gene Ontology annotation, biological process: cytoskeleton organization; protein K33-linked deubiquitination; positive regulation of Wnt signaling pathway. Gene Ontology annotation, cellular component: nucleus; cytoplasm. The record is from RefSeq and is a predicted model, not a curated record. The transcript has 10 exons. The coding region runs from base 485 to 2779 and encodes 764 amino acids.